GUGUUCACAGAGUAUCCACAAAAGUUUAGUUUCCUUCCUUUGUCGUUCGGUUCUGGCAGGCGAGAAGCCGGGGACGGAGCAAGAUGAAGUGAAGCUGCAGAACGCCAGCAAGCAGAUUGUGCAGACUGCGAUCCUCCGGGCAGUGCAGCAAGUUUCCCAGGAGAGUCAGCAAAAGGAGAAGCGAGCAAACAGCGGUACGAGCCUCCAGCUAGAACGAGGGAAAUUAACCAAAAAGCAUGAAAAGAAGUAA
Molecule: messenger RNA, 250 nt
Organism: Eurypyga helias (sunbittern)
Lineage: Eukaryota; Metazoa; Chordata; Aves; Eurypygiformes; Eurypygidae
Gene: AKAIN1
Product: chromosome unknown open reading frame, human C18orf42
Exons: 1
Source: RefSeq, a predicted model, not a curated record